This is a messenger RNA of Triticum turgidum subsp. durum (durum wheat), 768 nucleotides long. The record is from the annotation of a GenBank genome assembly. Lineage: Eukaryota; Viridiplantae; Streptophyta; Magnoliopsida; Poales; Poaceae.
AUGGAGGAGUACUCAGCGUCCUCCUCCCAGCGCGGUGGCGGUGGCGGCCGCGGGGAGCUGCAGGGCCCGCGCCCGGCGCCGCUCAGGGUCCACAAGGACUCGCACAGGAUCAAGAAGCCGCCCGCCUCGCAGGUGCGGCAGCCGGUCAUCAUCUACACGGUGUCGCCCAAGGUCGUGCACGCCAACCCCGGCGAGUUCAUGUCCGUCGUGCAGCGCCUCACCGGCGCCUCCUCGUCAUCCUCCUCACUCCCACCGCCGCCACAGUCGACGCUCCCGUUCCCGUUCUUCCCGCAGCGGUCGUCGUCUUCCAUGCUCCCGCCGGCGUUGCCGCAAACGCUGCCGUUCCCGUUCCAGCUCCAGCAAGCAUCUGGGCCGCAGGCGCACGAGGGUGCGCUGCUCCAGCAUCAGCACUCGCCUGCCGCGCGCCUCGCUGCCAUCGAGCAGGCGUCGGCGCCAGCCGCACGGAGCACCGGUGUUCAUCGUGGAGGGCUGCCGCCGCUGCCGAGCAUCCUGUCUCCGGUGCCGGGAUCUCUCCCGGCGAUCCCACCAGGCUUCUUCUCUCCGCCGGCCGGCGGAGCUGGCGGUGGCAUCAAUCUGUUCGGCGAGCUGAUCAGCCCGGCAUUCCAUGGCCACGGCGCGCUAACCGGCACCACCGCCGGUGCAAGUCCUACACCAAUGUCAUUACAGUAUUUCCCCGCUGCAGCUGCGCCGUCGCCGUCGACCCCCUACUAUUGGGAUCUCUUCAACAACCACCCAAACCACCUAUAA